AUGGCUCAUCAAGACUCCAAAGAGAAGCCUGAAUGUGAGCGAGAUGCAAAGAAUUUAUACCACAAGUUGGUAAAAUUGGAAUAUGCUGUUUUAACAGUUGUUUGGGAAGAAGUUAUGAAGUGUUUUGAUAAAACAAGUAAGAAACUCCAAACCCCUGGUUUUUAUGUAUUUGAAAUUUGCCUUCUGCUAGCAUCUUUGCUUUCAUUUGCUAAAGAACUACGAGAAAAUUCAGCCGAUAGGAAUGCACAUUAUGAAUCAGUAGCAAAAGGUUCAUGUGAAUAUAUCACCUCAAAUUAUUCUGAUGUUUCCAAAUGCAUUAUUAUAAAGAAAUUUGUAGAUGGAAUAAGUGAUAGGGCAUCUUUGAAAGGGGCUGAAAAAUAUAGGAUAAAAGUUCUAAAUCAAGUCAAUGACUGCUUGAUAAUCCAGUUCAGCAAGAUGAUGGACCCAUACAAGCAGAUUGCAAAAAGGUUCAAGUUUCUCUCAGCAUCGAUGGACAAUUCAGAAUUUGAUGAGAACAGUAUCAAACUUAUCAUAUCACAUUACAAAGAUGAUAUUGACCACAAAUUAAUAAAUGAAUGUUAUUUCAAUGAGUAUUUACACCUUAGAAAAUCCUGGAACACAGAAGAAAACACACCAUCUAAAAUGCAAUGUACAGAAGUUCUUCAGCUUAUUUAUGAGCAACAACUAAUUGACGUGUCCCCUAAUAUUACCACUACACAUAAGCUGUACUUGACAAUGACCAUCACAGGCUGUGAAGCAGAAAGGAGUUCCCUCAAAGGUUUCCUUUGUAAAGAAUAA
Octopus sinensis (East Asian common octopus) is the source of this 798-nucleotide messenger RNA. RefSeq lists its product as uncharacterized. Lineage: Eukaryota; Metazoa; Mollusca; Cephalopoda; Octopoda; Octopodidae. The record is from RefSeq and is a predicted model, not a curated record. The transcript has 2 exons. Bases 1 to 798 code for a protein of 265 amino acids.